UACUACAAGUAAUAUAAAAGGAUUUUAAUCCUUAAAACAUAAUCAUAGUGUCUCGUCUUUGGAACGCGAACGUACUUGAAAAUGAAAUCCGUUUUAUUAGCACUAUGCGCGAUCGGCUGCGCGUACGGCCUGGUGCCGGACCAGCAGGCAGCCGUCGUCCGCAGCGACUACCAGAACAGCCCUGAGGGCUACCAGUAUGUCUACGAAACUGAGAAUGGCAUCUCAGCGCACGCUGAAGGAGUUAUCAAGACUUUGAACAAGGACGAGGUCUCCCACACAGUUCAGGGCUCAGUAUCUUACAUUGCACCUGACGGUCAAAAGAUCGAGACUUCUUACGUAGCCGAUGAAUUCGGUUACAAGCCAACGGGUGAUCAUCUUCCCACCACGCCGCCGCCUAUGCCGAUCCCUGACUACAUCCUUCGUGCUCUGGAAUGGAUCGCGACCCAUCCCUACAAAGAACCCACUUCACUCAGUAAGCCCACUUCAAUCAAAAUGAAAUUCCUAGUCCUUUUCGCCGCCGUGGCUUUGGCCAGCGCUGAUGUUGCUCACAUCGUAAGAACCGACGAGUCCCAGGCUCCCAUCCUCAAGUCAGAUUACAACAGCGACCCAGUGGGCAACUACCAAUACGCCUACGAAACCGGAAAUGGCAUCGCCGCCCAGGCUGAGGGUAUCGUGAAGAACCCCAACUCCGAAGCCGCUACUCUUGAAGUUAAGGGAUCAGUCCGUUACACCUCCCCCGACGGUACCCCAGUUGAGACCACCUACGUCGCUGACGAGAACGGUUACCAAGCUCAGGGAAGCCACAUCCCCGUGCCCCCACCAAUCCCAGAGCUGAUCCUCCGCAGUCUCCAGUACAUCGCUGACCACCCACCCCCAGCGGAAUACAUUAAGAAGACCGUCGUCUAAGUUAAUACCGACCUAGUACAAAGUUAACAACACUGCCUGUAGAAAAUUGUUUAUACCACGAUUUAUGUUUAUUUUGUUUUUGUUUUCUCUUAUAAGAUUGUAACAACGAUAUGGAUUUUGAAAUGAAGUACACUAUAGAAAAUUA
Papilio machaon (common yellow swallowtail) is the source of this 1051-nucleotide messenger RNA. RefSeq names its product larval cuticle protein LCP-17 (gene CPR2). Lineage: Eukaryota; Metazoa; Arthropoda; Insecta; Lepidoptera; Papilionidae. The transcript is spliced from 8 exons. The coding region runs from base 82 to 906 and encodes 274 amino acids. The record is from RefSeq and is a predicted model, not a curated record. Gene Ontology annotation, molecular function: structural constituent of chitin-based larval cuticle. Gene Ontology annotation, cellular component: chitin-based extracellular matrix.